AUGGAGAAGCAAUGUAAAAAGACGAUCACUUGGACGAUUAAGAAGUUACCCCUUUUGCGAUCAGAAGAAAUUCAUUCUGAUCAGUUCGUCCUUGGUGGAUGCAAAUGGUUUCUUGGUGCCGUUCGCGACUUAGAUGAUCGCUUAUUCAUGUUUUUGGAAGUCGCUGAUCAUGAAUCAUUGCCUUCUGGGUGGAGUAUACAUGCCCGAUAUGUCGUAAUUAUGACAUACCAGAAAUUACGCCUGCCUAUUAGUAUUGGAUGGAAAAUGCUCAAUGUGACUCCUUCGGUACUACCUUCCGGACAAAAUGGAACACAAAGGUGGUUUGAUGAGAAGUGUCCUCACUGUGUAAUUAAUUUUCCCCUGCAUAAAUUUGCUGAAGACAGCGGAUUUCUCGUGAAAGGAGAGAUCAAAAUUGUUGCGGAGGUGGAGGUUCUUGAAGUUAUUGGCAAAUUAGAUGUAUCAGAGAAAACUUCAACAAUAAUGGAAACCGUGGGUGGCUUUCAACUUCACUCUUCACAGGUGGAAUUUGCGAGUCAUAUGUUUGAAAGACACCCUGAGAUUGCUUCUGAGUUCCGUCCAAAGAACCCAACUCUGAGGACAGGUUACAUGAGUUUGCUAAUUAGUCUGAUCGAGACUCUUCGCCAUUCGCCUCACAAGCUCCACCAGUCUGAUAUCGCUGAGGCAUAUGCUGCAUUGCGACCCUUGACUGACGCUGGAUUCAAGUUGGAUUGGUUGGAGAAGAAACUCGAUGAGAUAUCGACAAAGAAGGAGAAAGAGGAAGCUGGUGAGACUCGGGUGCAAGAAAUUGAGGAAGAGCUGAAAGAUUUGAAACACAAGUGCUCAGAUCUCGAAGCUCAGUUGGAGAAGGAGAAAGCAGAGGUUUCGGAUGCAAAAUCACCAGUCUCAUUCGAUGAUGUUAUCUGA
This is a messenger RNA of Microthlaspi erraticum, 924 nucleotides long. Lineage: Eukaryota; Viridiplantae; Streptophyta; Magnoliopsida; Brassicales; Brassicaceae. The record is from the annotation of a GenBank genome assembly.